Molecule: messenger RNA, 2520 nt
Organism: Candidozyma auris
Lineage: Eukaryota; Fungi; Ascomycota; Pichiomycetes; Serinales; Metschnikowiaceae
Gene: DNM1
Product: dynamin-related GTPase DNM1
Exons: 1
Coding region: 1-2520 (839 amino acids)
Biological process (GO): peroxisome fission; mitochondrial fission
Cellular component (GO): mitochondrion; cytoplasm; microtubule
Molecular function (GO): GTP binding; GTPase activity; microtubule binding
Source: RefSeq, a predicted model, not a curated record
AUGUCCCUUCAGGAUCUCAUCCCGGUGGUCAACAAGCUCCAGGAUAUCGUCACCACCACCCAGUUGGCCGACAUCGACUUGCCCGUGUUGGCCGUUGUGGGCUCCCAGCUGUGUGGGAAGCUGUCGGUGUUAGAGAAUAUUGUGGGCAAAGACUUCUUGCCUCGAGGCACGGGGAUCGUCACCAGAAGACCGUUGGUGUUGCAGUUGAUCCACGUGAACCCAGACGACCCCAUUGUGCACGAGUACAACAGGGCAGAUUUGUCGAGAUCGUCGAGUGAGGGCUCCUCUUCGGAAGUGAGCUUGGAGGAGCACUUGAGAAGAAACACUCAGAGGGCUAAUGGCACCAUCCACAGCGAGGCAUCUGCCGAAGCGUCAUCGCCUCCCCUGGAGUGGGGGGAGUUCUUGCACAUCCCCAAUAAGCGGUUCUACAACUUCGACGAUAUCCGCAAGGAGAUCGAGUCGGAAACGUUGCGGAUCGCAGGUCAGAACAAAGGAAUCUCCCGCUUGUCCAUCAACUUGAAGGUUUACUCGGACAAGGUGCUCAACUUAACAUUGGUGGACUUGCCGGGGCUCACCAAGAUCCCCAUUGGCGACCAGCCCACCGACAUUGAGCGCCAGACCCGCUCGUUGAUCCUAGAGUAUAUUUCCAAGCCCAACUGCAUUAUCUUGGCUGUUUCGCCUGCCAACGUGGACUUGGUCAACUCAGAGUCUCUCAAAUUGGCUCGCCAGGUCGAUCCAACGGGCAAGAGAACCGUCGGUGUCUUGUCCAAGCUCGAUUUGAUGGACCAGGGCACCAACGCUUUGGACAUUUUGAAGGGCAACGUUUAUCCCUUGAAGUUGGGCUUUAUUGGAGUGGUGAAUAGAUCCCAGCAAGAUAUUCAGGACAAUAAGCUGCUCGAGGACUCGUUGCGCUCAGAGCAGCAGUUCUUUGCAAACCACCCAGCGUACCGCUCGUUCGCUUCGAAAUGUGGUACGCGUUACUUGUCCUUGACGUUGAACCGAAUCUUGAUGAACCACAUCAGAGAGAGAUUGCCUGACAUCAAGGCCAAGUUGAACACCCUCAUGGGCCAGACCGAGCAAGAGUUGGCUUCUUACGGGGAUUACCCCUCAUUGGUGGACACCAAAGAGGGCCGUGCUGCUUUGCUCCUCAAUUUGAUGACGAAGUUUGCCAACAGCGUCAUCAACUCUGUUGAGGGCACCUCUUUCGAUGAUGUCUCGAUCAAAGAGUUGUGCGGUGGUGCUCGUAUUUAUUAUAUCUACAACGAGGUGUUUGGCUCUCAAUUAGCUUCGAUCAACCCGACGCAGAAUUUAUCUGUCAAGGACAUUAGGACUGCCAUCAGAAACUCUCUGGGGCCACGCCCAUCGUUGUUUGUCCCCGAGUUGGCCUUUGACUUGCUCGUGAAGCCCCAAAUCAAGCUUUUAGAGGAGCCUUCUAGAAGAUGUGUUGAGCUUGUUUACGAAGAGCUUAUGAAGAUUGUUCACACCAUAUGUAAUGCUGGCAGCAACGUUGAUAUGACCAGAUACCCCAAGUUGCAAGCCAAGCUCAUGGAGACAGUUAGUGACUUGUUGCGCGAAAGGUUAGGUCCUACCAUAAAAUACGUCGAGUCGAUGAUCGAGAUCCAACAGGCAUACAUCAACACCAAUCAUCCUAACUUUGUCGGUGCUGCGAAGGCGAUGGCCAUUGUCGUUGAAGAAAGACGCAGACAACGUGAAAACGAACAGAGAGCUAGAAUGAGACUAGCCACGACGAAGAUUUUGAACAGAAACAAGGAGAGUGACGAGUCUGACGAGACAGAAAGUGAGCUUCCAAACGGUACUGCUGAACCUAAAGACAUUGAUAUAUCCCAGAUUGACGAUGACGUCAAGCCACCUGUCGUUCACAAGCACAAGAGAAGUGAUUCUCUCAAGACACAGCAAACACUCAAAUCGGACACUACCAGCCAGGGCCACGAGUCUUACUUCAACUACUUCUUCGGCAAAGACCCAAUCAUGCAUCAACAGCACUUGCAGGCGCAAGCACAAUUAAACCCAACACCAUUCAAAUUCCCUCAACCACAGGAGCCAACGUUGCAGUUCAACAACAACUUCAUCAGCAAUGGCGGCAGUAUACACGCCGACAUGAAGGGUCUUAACCUCCAGGACCAGGUACCUAACGGCAGCUCGGCAUCGGAGGCCGAGAAUGGCCUGGUUUCGCACAUUGAGCAUGGUGAGGAUGGAAGCAUUAACGAGCUCAACGAGCGUGAGCAGCUAGAAUGUGAGUUGAUCAGAAGAUUGAUCGUGUCGUACUUCGGUAUUGUGAGAGAGAUCAUUCAGGACCAGGUGCCAAAGUCAAUCAUGUGUCUCUUGGUGAACUACAUCAAGCAGAAUAUCCAGAACAGGCUCGUGGUGAAGUUGUAUAAUGAAAAGUAUUUUGACGAGUUGCUUCAGGAAGACGAGACGAUCCAGAUGGAGAGGGAGAAGUGUAUCAACUUGUUGAAAACAUACAGGGAGGCGUCGAAGAUUAUCAGCGAUGUUGUUUAA